Messenger RNA from Sander lucioperca (pikeperch), 807 nucleotides. Its product is annotated as 28S ribosomal protein S28, mitochondrial-like. Bases 80 to 571 code for a protein of 163 amino acids. Gene Ontology annotation, cellular component: mitochondrial small ribosomal subunit. The transcript has a single exon. Lineage: Eukaryota; Metazoa; Chordata; Actinopteri; Perciformes; Percidae. The record is from RefSeq and is a predicted model, not a curated record.
CUUCUAAGCAUGCGUCAACGCCGCCACCAUCUUGGAACGGGGCCAAAUUAGUUUUCCCGCAUUCAGAUCAACGCUAAAGAUGCCAGACUUUUGUGCUGCUUAUGGAUGUUCGAACGAAAGAAAUGAAAAAGCCAAACAGCUGAGAAUGUGUUUUCUGUUAUAUAUAUAUGCCGCCUUCGACCUGCAAUCUGAGCUCCGGUGGCAGCGGGAGGUGGAGAGUUCCAUGGCCGGCGGCAGUGUCUCUUCCCCCGGGCAGGAACAUAGCUUCGCCUCGCUGCUGCGCUGGUCCCCGCUGAUCCAGAUGGAACUGGCCAAAGACAGAGUGGUGAUCGGGAGGAUCUUCCACGUAGUCCAGGACGACCUGUACGACGAUUCCGACAGGAAGCUCCACUGCGUUCCUGGCGGCCGCAGACGGAGAGAAGCUACAGCGGGGCAGCAGAGUCUGCAGGAUCUGGAACUCACUGCCCGCUUCCUGGGAGCCAAAACCAACUCCACGCAGCUGGAGGCCCAGGCCGUACUGCUGGGCCCGCUGGAGGGAAGGGAAGCCCGGCAGAAUCAGAACCAGGACUGAGCAGAGCGGACUGUCACAGCCUGCUGAAGUUUAAAUCACAGGUUUCCUAAAGGGAGUCUGGCUGGACUCAGACUGUGGACAACGAAACAUGAUUUUAAGUCUCAUUAAAUAAAUAAAUACAUGCAGAAAUAAAUGAAUAAAUAGUGGAGGAGUGAGACUGGACAUUUUAGUCCAUUUGGACUCAGAUCUGUGAACUGAUUAUAAUAAAUAUUCUUUGUAUUAACACAUGAAUUAGU